Solanum dulcamara is the source of this 1601-nucleotide messenger RNA. RefSeq names its product nuclear transcription factor Y subunit A-7-like. Lineage: Eukaryota; Viridiplantae; Streptophyta; Magnoliopsida; Solanales; Solanaceae. The transcript is spliced from 6 exons. Gene Ontology annotation, molecular function: DNA-binding transcription factor activity, RNA polymerase II-specific; RNA polymerase II cis-regulatory region sequence-specific DNA binding. Bases 277 to 1188 code for a protein of 303 amino acids. Gene Ontology annotation, cellular component: CCAAT-binding factor complex. The record is from RefSeq and is a predicted model, not a curated record. Gene Ontology annotation, biological process: regulation of transcription by RNA polymerase II.
CCAAAUACAAAAACCCCACAAAGAAGAGCACAAGGAAAUCCCUCACCUUCCCCACUCCCACCACUUUUACAAUAAAUAAAAUUAAUUAGGCAUAAAUAUCUACUUCCAUAUUUAGAUGCAUGUAUAAUCUUGAGAAUCUUUAGUAAAGAAUUUUCCUGUUUUAGCUUAAGCAUAUGUAUGUAUAUGUAAUAGACACAAGCUAAAUUUGUGAGUUUUUCUUGAACUGCUGUCAUCCUCAGAAAAAGAAAGAUCGUAAUUACUUGGGGAAAGUCUAAUAUGCCUACUAUUGCUAAACAUGAUGGACGGCAGCUGGAGACUGGGCUGCGAAUUACCUCACAAUCAACUACCCAAAUGCAACCAUGGUGGCAGGGUUAUGGUGAUAAUACUAUGCCUUUGCCAAGUGAGAAUGCCGUUACCCAGGGGAAAUCUGAAGGUGGCAAUGAGGGAAAAGAAACAAAGGCUCUAGCCAUGGAAUCUGGAUCAGAUGGAAAUAACGAGCAAUACAAGCAGCACCUCAAUCAUUUUUCACCCGCAACUUCUGCCAUCAUGGCCGAGCAGCAGAAGGAACUCACAGGUCAUUCAGCUAUGUUGGCGUCAUAUCCAUAUCCAGAUAUGCAGUAUGGGGGAAUGAUGACUUAUGGGGCACCUGUACAUCCUCACUUAUUUGAAAUUCAUCAUGCUCGAAUGCCUUUGCUUCUUGACAUGGAAGAGGAGCCGGUCUACGUGAAUGCAAAACAGUACCAUGGAAUUUUAAGGCGAAGACAGAUAAGAGCUAAAGCAGAGCUUGAAAGGAAAGCCAUUAAAGCGAGAAAGCCCUAUUUGCAUGAAUCUCGGCAUCAACACGCUAUGAGAAGGGCUAGGGGAUCUGGAGGCCGUUUUCUGAAUACUAAAAAGCUGAAUGACAUGGACUGUACACGAGAGGAGACUAAAAAAUAUGGGGCAACCAUUCCAACUCACUCUGGCAACUCGUCAGGUUCCGUGAGUUCUGAUCAAGGGGGAAAGGAAGGACCUACAGUUCAAGAUAUGCACAAAGGACACAGCCACAGUUUCUCAACUGGCAAUGGCCAUGGUUCAUCUGUAUAUUUUGCCCAGAGCACUGGAAGUGAGCAAGGGAAUGGCCACUACGGUCGUGGAAGCUGGAGCCUGCUGGUCAAUCAGGCUUCUCGGGGGGCAGCAUCCAGCAAUUAAGAAGCUACUCUCCACUUGAUGGAGGGGUCAGCCCAGCAUUUUCUCAUGACAUGGGUCCAAUUCUUGCAUCGUUCAUGCAGGCAAUGCUGAACGUACAUGCGAGGUAACUUCACUGUGGCAUGGGGCUAUGCUCAGGCAAUUCAUUCUUGGCUUGGUUACUUGUACUAUAUGAGCGGUGAUGAGGAAGAAAAGAUCAUAUGGCGAGAUGCUACAAAUUCGCCAUUUAUUUGUCUUUCCCCUCACCCUUUAUGUAAAUAAAGAAAAAUAUAUGUCGAAUGUAGGACUAGAAGCAGUUUGGAAUCUGAUACUACAAAAUACUGCAGCAUCUUGAAUGUGUGUGGCUAUUUGUUGGAUGGGUUUGUAAAACUGACAUACUAUGAAGUUGCUUUUCUGCUGUUUGCUUGAUUUUCCAA